Messenger RNA from Coprinopsis cinerea okayama7#130, 414 nucleotides. RefSeq lists its product as hypothetical. Lineage: Eukaryota; Fungi; Basidiomycota; Agaricomycetes; Agaricales; Psathyrellaceae. The transcript has 3 exons. The record is from RefSeq and is a predicted model, not a curated record. The coding region runs from base 1 to 414 and encodes 137 amino acids.
AUGGCCAGUGCACAGCAGAACGAUUGUGGGAGUGUCGCAAACCUCCAAUGCACAUGCCGCAGCCCCCAAUUCCUCUCCGACACGAGGGCAUGCCUUGAGACGCGGUGCUCGAGGGAGGAAGUCGAAGCCGUGGAGAGGGUUCAGAGGGAGAGUUGUGCAGCUGCCGGCUUCCCCCUCCCCCCAACACCCCCACCUCCACCCCGCAGUCUGACGGACAUCCCAACACUCGCUCCCUCAACCACCGCCACCGCCACACCUAUCCCCUCGGCGGAGCCUAGUGCGAGCGAUACACCCAACGAUCUAGAGGAAGACGAAGAGGGAGGAGCAGGUCGGAGCGCACGUGCAGGCUGGGACAUGACUCGGAUGAUAAUUUUCGGAGGGGUACUAGUGGGAUUCGCUGGGUCGUUGGUGUAG